Beta vulgaris subsp. vulgaris (sugar beet) is the source of this 2141-nucleotide messenger RNA. Its product is annotated as 4-coumarate--CoA ligase 1. The record is from RefSeq and is a predicted model, not a curated record. Lineage: Eukaryota; Viridiplantae; Streptophyta; Magnoliopsida; Caryophyllales; Amaranthaceae. The transcript has 5 exons. The coding region runs from base 185 to 1873 and encodes 562 amino acids. Gene Ontology annotation, molecular function: CoA-ligase activity.
UGGUCCAUACCAUCUUACCCUCUACCCCCUCUAACUUUCACCUACUUCCAUAAUCCAUAUAAUAACCCCAUAACCAACUCAUCACAAAGGCAGGGAAGGUGUUAGUAAUAAGUCAUUACAUUACAUUCUCUUUUCUUUUCCUAAUUCUCAUCCACUUUUAACUUCUCCUAAUAUUAUUCCUACCAUGGGCUCUGAAGAAGCAAUCCCUCAUGUUGAUGAUCAUGAGGUUCUAGACCAAAAGGAAUACAUCUUUCACUCUAAGCUACCUGAUAUCUACAUACCAAACCAUCUUCCCCUUCACACAUAUUGUUUUGAGAACUUACAUGAGCAUGGCAAGCGCCCUUGCCUCAUCGACGGGCCAACAGGGCGCGAAUGGACCUAUGAGGAGGUUGAACAAACAUCAAGACGAGUUGGAGCUGGAUUCCAUCACAAACUUGGGUUGCAAAAAGGUCAAGUCAUCAUGCUACUCCUUCAGAAUAGCCCCGAGUUUGUGUUCUCUUUUCUCGGGGCAUCCUUUAUAGGAGUUGUUAGCACGACUGCUAACCCUUUUUGCACCCCAACCGAGAUUGAGAAGCAGGCUCGAGCCAGUGGGGCUCGAGCCAUUCUCACCCAGUCCGCUUUUGCGGACAAGGUGAAACCUUAUUGUCAAGACAAUAAUAUUCAUCUAAUCGUUGUUGAUAAUAUGUCCCUUGAUGGGUCCCAUGACGAGUACAAAUAUUUCUGGGAUCUAGUAGGGGGCCCAGGGGAGGAAGAGAAAGUACCCGAGGUUAAAAUAGUCCCUAACGACGUAGUGGCUCUACCUUAUUCAUCAGGCACCACCGGCCUACCUAAGGGUGUGAUGCUCACGCACAAGAGCCUAGUGACAAGUGUCGCGCAACAGGUGGAUGGAGAGAAUCCCAACUUAUAUUUUAACGGCGAAGACGUGAUACUAUGUGUUUUGCCCUUGUUCCAUAUAUAUUCUCUUAACUCCGUCCUACUGUGUGCCCUACGCGUAGGGGCUGCGAUUCUCAUAAUGCCUAAGUUUGAGAUAUAUAUGUUAAUGGAUUUGGUCCAAAAAUACAAAGUGACAAUUGCACCCUUUGUGCCUCCUAUUGUUUUAGCUAUUGCUAAAAACCCUGACAUGGAUAAAUACGACCUUUCAUCUGUAAGGGUAGUUUUAUCUGGUGCAGCACCCAUGGGAAAGGAUCUUGAAGAUGCUGUCAGAGCUAAACUACCCAAUGCCAAACUUGGACAGGGUUAUGGGAUGACUGAAGCGGGCCCAGUGUUAGCAAUGUGUUUGGCAUUUGCAAAAGAGUCUAUGGAAGUUAAGUCUGGGUCAUGUGGGACAGUGGUUCGAAAUGCACAGUUAAAGAUUGUUGAUCCAGACACUGGCUUUUCUUUGCCUAGGAACAAACCUGGUGAAAUUUGCAUUCGUGGUGAUCAAAUCAUGAAAGGUUACUUGAAUGACCAGGAAGCAACAGCAAACACCAUAGACAAAGAAGGAUGGUUGCACACCGGUGACAUCGGAUUUGUCGACGACGAUGACGAGAUCUUCAUUGUUGACCGGCUAAAGGAGUUGAUCAAGUACAAGGGCUUCCAAGUUGCCCCUGCUGAGCUUGAAGGCAUGCUAAUCAACCAUCCUAGUAUCCAUGAUGCUGCUGUUGUUGCGAUGCAAGAUGAGACUGCUGGUGAGGUCCCAGUUGCAUUUGUUGUGAGAUCAAAUGGUUCUCAAAUUAAUGAGGAUGAUGUUAAGCAAUUCAUUUCCAAGCAGGUGGUAUUCUACAAGAGAAUAUAUCGGGUUUUCUUUGUGGAAUCAAUUCCUAAACUUCCAUCAGGAAAAAUCUUAAGGAAAGAGCUAAGAGCAAGAUUAGCUAAUGGCAUAAUUACGAAAUAGGUUUUGACAACCAUUUAAUUAACUGCACAAUGUAAAAGAUGCCAGUAUAUAAGAAAUUGUACCAAAAGAAAUAAUUACCUUUUGGAUUUCAAGUUCUUUUUUUUUUCUUCUUUUUGUCAACAUGGAAAAAGGAAGGUGUUGGAAAUUUCAAUUAAUUACUUCUCUAUUUCUACCUCUAUCUUCUUCUUCUUUUUUUGUUGUAGUUUUCUUUAUUGUAUAUAUAUUAUGUCAUGGACAGUUUAUAUUCAGUUUUACAUUCUUAGUUUUA